Messenger RNA from Mytilus trossulus (common blue mussel), 3642 nucleotides. RefSeq lists its product as uncharacterized. The transcript has 21 exons. Gene Ontology annotation, biological process: metal ion transport; monoatomic cation transmembrane transport. The record is from RefSeq and is a predicted model, not a curated record. Gene Ontology annotation, cellular component: plasma membrane. Bases 148 to 3375 code for a protein of 1075 amino acids. NCBI's taxonomy places the organism in Eukaryota, Metazoa, Mollusca, Bivalvia, Mytilida, Mytilidae. Gene Ontology annotation, molecular function: zinc ion binding; monoatomic cation channel activity.
UAGAAAAAAAGGUAUUCGAUAUGCAUGCAGUACUGAAUUUUGUUAUAUAAUUUUACUUGACAAUGGAAAACAAAAUAAUUUAGAAGAUUAUUUAAAAGAUUAGAGACCCUUAAGCUGCUGGCGACGGAAAAAUUCAGAUGCAGCGGGAUGACUGAAACAGUAAUACUUGAACCAAAUGUCGAAAAACUAACAAGAGACCUUACUAGAUUGGGUGACGAUAGAUAUCCUAGGCUGGUCCUCUCUAUAAUCGGGGAUUCUAGCAGCUUUGUGCCUAAACCAUGGCUUACACCUGUGUUUCAGUUAGGUUUGACUGAAACAGCAAAAGGGGCAAAAGAUUGUUUGGUCAUAUACAAAGGAUCAACAGAGAAAGUGAGCAAUUUAGUGUGGGAAGCAAUUGACGAUUUCUGUGUCUUAAAUGAAGGCAACAGUGACAAGUCAAACAUAACUCUAGUGGGUCUGCGACGGAACGAACCAAACGUACAGGACAGAGUUAACGUUGAAAAUGCAGCAAGCCAUAGAACAGAUUUGGUGGAAGAAAAGUAUUAUAAACUGAACUUUCAAAACUCUGACGAAUACAAAAUCUUUCAUGCAGAUCUUUUAGAAAGUAUUGCUAAGGAGUAUGUUCCAUUUGUUGAACUUGGAAAUGACUUGAAAAUAAAGAUCCCGGUGUUGGUAAUAGUGGCUGAAGGAGAUUUAUCUACUUUGGAUCACGUGGUGAAGGUUUUAAAACGAGGUGUACCUGUUUUAGUUUUAAAAGGAUCUGGUAAGGCUGCUGACCUAAUUGCAGAAUGUAUCGACAACAUUGAUUCCAUCGAAAUAAGAGCACCGCUACUUUUUGGAAUUUAUUUCCAAAAAGACGAUUUUAAAAGAGUUAAGAAUUAUAUAACAGAAAUAGAAAAGAAUAGACAUUUUGUAAACAUAUUCGACUUAGACCAGCAAGACGAGACAGAAUUUUCUAACGUAGUUGUGACGUCGAUUAUAAGAGCAUGGGCUCAAGGUCAGAAAAAUAACGAUGAAAGACCAGUGAAAUCUGCUAUACCAAUGUCGAGAAACAGACGCUAUGCCAAAGAUACACCCAAUGAGGAAAACUAUGAGAACCUAGACCAAGAGUUAUACCAUGAUUCUGAAUACGGAAUUAGUCCUAUACUUGUAAAAUCAUAUGAUACUGCUGGUCCGAAAAGGAAAUUUCCAUAUAAUGGCAUAAAACCGGUGUCUACAGUCACGUGUAAUAACAUGAAUGUUACUGGUGAAGUGAAAGAGUUUAUGCAGCGUUACCAAACAUCCCUGACUCCAGCCUCUUUGCCACUAUACUUCUACAUAGCAUACCAGUUCAUUCAGGAAAUGCCUGUCAGUGAUAACGACUUUAAAACAGAGAACUUCGAGAUUCUCCUAAAACAAGCAAUUAUCGCUAACCGAGUUGACUACGUAAAGGUCUUACUUCAAGAGGAGAAAGUAAAAUUUGACAGACAACAGUUUCCAUAUUUAUAUGUUCAGACAAUAAAAUGCAGCUGUCCAAAUGAUGGUGACUGUCAACAUAUCUGGUCUAUACUAAUGGGAUCGUCAAUUUCUGCAACAGAAAAGUUACUCAAAGAUAGAAAAAUUAUUACACUCAGGAAGAAUAAUGAGCAGGUUGUGAAGAAUUACCAAAAGUGUAUUCAGUCCGGCAGACAGCUAUGUCAAAAGUUCUUGCAUUACCCACGAAGAUUUUACAGCAAAACAGAACUCCGAGUUGACAAGGAUAAUGCAGAAACACAGAGAAAAGAAAUUUACCAUGACCUACUGAUAUGGGCAUUGUUUGCAAAUAGACAAGAAUUAGCUACUUUGUUCUGGAUUAAAUGUAACAAUCAGUUGUUAACAGCUAUUUUGGCAAGCUGUGUAUUGAAAAGAAUGGCAGAAAAGGCAAAAAGCGGAAAAGAUCAAUUCUUGCACGAUUCAAUCAAAGAACAUUCCAGGCUUUUUGAAAAACGAGCUAUUGAUUUACAAAGAAAACUUUAUGAGGAGGAACCGGAAGUAGCAAUGGAUCUGAUUUUAACGGAACAAACUGUAUGGAAUAUAAAAGUCAGUCCAUUGGAAUGUGCAUUUGACAACGCUAUGCUUGACUUUAUUGCAUACAGCUGCGCACAAAGACGUCUUAACAAAAUAUGGUACCGGGAAAUAGGCGCAAAUCUUGAAGAUUUCUGGUGGAACGGAUUCAUUUAUGGUUGCCAGCGUGAUAAAAGAGUUAAUAAAAGUAAUAUACGGCUUUUCAGAUUUUUUUCAGCGCCACUAACCAGGUUUUUAAUACACUAUGUAUUUUUUGUUGCUGCAAUGGUCUGUUAUAGUGCUUUCCUACUUACUCAACUAUCAGCUUUUGAGAACAUUGGUUCCAUUCAGGUGUAUGAGUGGUUGGUUUACAUAUGGUUACUAGGUGAUAUUCUAGAGGAAUAUAGAGGAAUUUUGCCUUGGAAUACUGACAUCAUCAAGAGUAGAUUUACAAAAGAGGAGGAGAAAGACAACCCAUUGAGUCUGUCCGUGAACUACAGGGUGACACGAUAUUUUUACGACUUUUGGAAUUCUCUUGACUUCAUAUCGUACUGGAUAACACUUGUAGCCAUGUCAGUUCGAUUUACUUAUAAUGAUGAUAUCAACGGCAUUUUAUCUAGACGAUUUUACAGUCUUAGUUUAUUCACAGUGUAUAUGAGGUUUCUUCAUUCAAUUUUGAUGUCCAGAAAAUUAGGACCAAAGAUUAUUAUGAUAAAGGAAAUGCUUAAAGACCUAUUUAGAUUUAUCGGUAUUUUGUUUGUCUUUAUGAUGGGUGUCGGUGUGUUGUAUCAUGCUAAUAUGUACCCAGCGCACUAUGAUAUGUGGAAUACAAAUGAUUGGACUUACUGGAGGAUCUGGAAGAUUAUGUACAUUCCGUACUGGCAGAUUUAUGGAGAAAUUUUCUUGGAUACAUUAGAAGCAAAUAAUCAUGAUAAUGAAUCGUGUACUUCAAACCAAAGUUUGUGGGAGAGUAAUCCUGGUGAGAUGGAGAGAUGCAAUGAGUAUGACUGGGUUCUGAUCGUCAUUGCUGCCUUGUAUAUGCUCAUAUCUAACCUGUUGUUGGUUAAUCUUGUCAUUGCUCUGUUUAGUUACCGUUUUGAGAUUGUGCAAGCUAAUUCUGAGAAAUUGUGGAGAUAUUGGAGAUAUGCUGUCAUUAUGGAUUAUCGUACCAGAGUUCCAGCUCCUCUCAAUUUGAUUAUCAGACCCUUUAUGAUGAUUGCAAAGUGCUUCAAACGUUGUAAAGAGAGUUGUGAUCCAGAGUCUAAAAAGGAGGCACAAGAACGAGAAAUCAAACGGAUGGAACGAUUACAGGAUAUAUGUGCAAACAAAUGCAUCCGUAAAAUAAAAACAUAGUAUUUAUACCAUAUGUCAAUAUAGUCGUUCGUACGAAGAUAACUUCAGUCGUUCUAUUUUCAUUGAAUAUGAACAAGUGUGAGUCAAACCUUUUGGUAAUACGCACUUUGUUUCAACAUUUUAAGUUCCAAAUAGAAGUCAAAAGUAAAGUUCAAAAUUGGUAGAUCCUUUCAAUUGUAUUAGUAUAAUUGUACAAAUGACAAUAAUUUGUUAUCAGUUGGUUUUCAGUCUGCUUCUUUUCUAAAUAUAAUAAACAUACUGAGUUAG